UGUGCAAUAGAUGAGUCACCAACAGAUAAUGCUCCGCGACUUGACAGUAUUCCACCCAGUGUUAUUCGUAUAUCUGAAAGUGCAACUGUUGGGAGUCUGAUAUUAACUCUUUCUGGUAGUGACCCGGAGGGGGCAACGGUCAUCUACGGAAUUGAUCAACCUGAACCCAACUAUCUGUCUGUAGGGCCAGUAGAUGGUGAAGUUAGAAUCCGUCAGCAACUAGAUGCCGAGACUGAUUUGUUUUUUCAAGUUGACUUUACUAUCAGUGAUGGGACUAACCUACCUGUUGAAUACCCUUCCUUUAUUCUAGUCACAGAUGUGAACGACAAUGCUCCUCAGUUUGUAAACACGCCAUACAGAUUCCAAGUGCCUGAGGAUGCACCCAUUGACUAUCUCAUCACAACUAUCUCAACCACAGAUCCUGACACAGGGAUUCAAGGUGCUGAAUACCAACUCCUAGAGAAUACAACUAUUAUUUCUGUUAACCUGACUUCAGGCAGAGUUCUCCUUAAGCAGCAACUGAACCAUGAGGUCACCAAAACGUACCAGUUUACAGUUCAAGCUUUUGACUUAGGAUCACCACGUCUUGAAAACACCACUGACUUCAUAUUAGAGGUUCAGGAUGUUCAAGACUCGCUUCCUGUUUUUGUGAAUACACCAUAUACUUCAACUGUACAAGAAAAUGCUCCAAUUGGUACCAUUGUGACAACAGUAAGUGCGAUUGACCAAGAUACUGGUGUACCAAAUGUAAUCAGUUAUAGCAUAGUUGGUGGUAACGAAGCAGGCUUUUUCUAUAUCAAUCCUGCUACUGGCAAUGUAACAGUAAACAGCGUUAUUGAUAGGGAUAUGGAAGGCUUCUCUGGCAUUGUACAACUCACAGUCAUGGCUACUGAACUUGGCAGCAGUGGGGGAGCUAAUGUUAGCACUAUUUUUUCCAUUAUGGUUGAGGAUGUAAGUGACCAAGCUCCAAUAUUCGGCCAACCACAAUAUGAUGUUUCUAUAUCAGAAAGUGCCCAGCAAGGACAACAGCUCCCUCUACAGAUCCUAGUCAGUGAUGCUGAUAUGGGCACAAAUGCUGAUUUCUCAUUAAGAUUACAAGGCAACCACUCAGAGCUUUUUAGCAUUACACCAUUGCAGGCUAGUGGCAGUACAGAGGUUAACCUCACCCUCCUACAGUCCCUUGAUUAUGAGAGUAGCACCUCAUACUCACUUCAAAUCGUUGCAGUGGACACGACUAACACAGAAUUAAGUAGUGAAGCCACAGUAAUGAUCAAUGUCAUUAAUGAAAAUGAUAAUGCACCAAUCUUCCCUCCUGUACCCUACAUUGCUAAUUUACAAGAGAAUGUUGCUGUUGGUAGCCCAGUCAUACAAGUUAUCGCUGCUGACAAUGAUCUAGGGUCACUCGGGCAAAUUACUUAUACCUUAAGUGGGUCAGACAGAUUUGCAAUUAAUUCUGGUACUGGUGAAAUCUCUGUGGCACAACCACUCAACUAUGAAGAAUCAAAAAAUCAUGUUCUAACAGUAACUGCUUCCGAUGGGGGCGUUCCUCCAAGAACUGCGGAUACAAGUGUCACAGUAUACGUGACGGAUGUGAAUGACAAUGCCCCGCAAUUUACAAGAGAGAUAUAUGAGGCAUAUGUUGAGGAGAACGAGAUGUACAGCGUCGGACGAGAAAUAACAACUGUUCGAGCAGAUGAUCCUGAUUUGUCAUCCAACAACCUAGUAAACUACUUUUUCCUAAAAACAUUCCCGAAUGGCACAACUGCAACAUCUACAACCUUUGACAACUUCAUUAUAAUGGCCUCACUAGGGAGUGGAUACAUCUACACUACACAAACAUUGGACUUUGAAACUAUUAUGAGUAAUCCACUGGCAAUAACUGUUGUUGCUGAGGAUUCUGAAGGACUAAGAGACUCAGCCACUCUCAACAUUCAUGUCAUAGAUAAAAAUGAUAAUGCACCAGUAUUUAAACAACCCAGCUAUGAAGCAACAAUCCCAGAAAACUUUGCAAAUGGAGACGAAGUGCUGACCGUGUCUGCAACAGAUAGUGAUGGCUCUUCUAUUUACGGCUCACCCUCCAUCCUUUACUCACUAAAGCCACCUAACAGCUACUUUACAGUGAAUGCUGUCUCCGGCAGUGUUUCUACCAUAGCAACCCUUGAAGCUGAUGAUGGAACUGAGACAAUUGAAUUUGAGGUUGUGGCCAUGGAUGGAGGACAAGGUUUAAGCCAGAUGUCAUCUAGCGCUAUGGUUACCAUUAGAAUUACAGAUGUUAAUGAUAAUGACCCAGUUUUUGUUGACAACAAAAUCACGGCAUAUGUACCUGAAAAUGCGACAGUAGGACAUCUAGUUGCCAUGGUCAGCACAACUGAUAGGGACCAACUCAACAACACAGAUGUGACAUACUCAAUCAUUAGUGGCAAUGACAAUGGCUUCUUUACUAUUGAUCCAUUGCUUGGAAAUAUAUCAACCACUGGAAAUCUGGAUUUUGAGACUACUGGUUCAUUUACACUAAUUAUUCUUGCAGAAGCCAGAACUUCUCCAGUUCCACCUGCUACCGGUGCAGCAACUGCUAUUGUGGAAGUGUUUCUACAAGAUGUCAAUGAUAAUGCACCAGUGUUCACAAAAGAAGUGUACAACUUCCAAGUGUCUGAGAAUGAAGUGCCAGGUGAUGUUAUUGGUGAUGUUUCAGCUACGGAUGCAGACUCUACAGUGAAUGCUGAAAUACAGUAUUCAAUUAUUUCUGGCAAUGAAAAUGGGUUGUUUACUCUACUGACCCAAUCCAGGGGUGUGUUGACCCUUGCUCAACCGCUGGAUCGGGAAACAAGCCCUUCACAUGUGUUAACUAUCAGAGCUGAGGACCUAGGCCAGCCUAGUUUAAGCUCAGAGACCACUGUUAGAAUUAUGGUUCUGGAUGCCAAUGAUAAUGACCCUAUAUGGAUACAAGAUACCUAUUCUGUUAAUGUUACUGAUGGAAGCUCUCCAGGGCUACUUUUGCAGGUGCAAGCAACCGAUUCUGAUGAAGGCAAAAACAGUCAACUCAUAUACACAAUCAAGCCUCCAAAUGCAGACUUUUUUAUUAAUUCAUCCACUGGAGAGCUGUUCACAGUGACAGAGAUUGACAGGGAAGAAUCUAGUUUCAUCACUCUAUUUGUUAAUGUCAGAGAUGAUGGAGACGAGUCACGUAGCGCUACAAGCUCAGCUGAAGUUGAAAUAACUGUCAUUGAUGUCAACGAUAAUGCACCAGUAUCGCUUCUUCCAGACUAUUCUUUUACAGUUGAAGAAAAUUCAGAUUCAGGGACUAUUGUUGGCAGGGUACAAGCUUCUGAUGCAGAUUCUACAUCACAUUUAUUAUAUUCAUUUGUAAACAGUUCCAUGGAAUUCACUAUAAACAUAACUUCAGGAGAAAUAACAACUCAAAGGUCUUUAGACAGAGAAUCCAAGGCACAUUACACCCUCACAGCAAUGGUAAUAGAUGGAAAGUACUCAGUAUCUGUGCCAAUCACUAUUACCGUGGUGGAUGUUAAUGAUAAUGCACCGCAAUUUACAAAGGCCCAAUAUGAAGUACCAAUUUCAGAGUAUGCUGUUCCAGGAUCACCCGUUAUUCAAGUUCUUGCUAUUGAUAAUGAUGAGGGUGAUAAUGGUGGAGUUAUGUAUUCAAUUCUUGAUGGUAAUUAUGGCAAUGCUUUUCGGAUUGAUCCUGCAACUGGUCGGAUGCAAGUGGCUACCAGUCUAGACAGAGAAGUAACACCUAUGUACACCAUUACUAUCCUAGCCACGGACAGAGCAGAAGGUGAUGCCAUGAGCAGCACUGCACUUGUUAUUGUAACAAUUCUUGAUGAGAAUGACAACAGGCCAUUGUUCACACAGAAUGUCUACACAGCGAAUGUAGCAGAAGAUGUCCCUAUGGGUACUAAUAUCAUUCAGGUGUCGGCUACCGAUGCUGAUGUAGGUGUAAAUGCAGACAUCACGUUCAGCAUCAUCAGUGGAAAUGAGAACUCGUUGUUCGCAAUGAACAGCACAACUGGACAGAUCUCACGGGGUAUGAAUGCAUUUGAUUUUGAGUCUGCUGGUUUGCACAGUCUCAUUGUGCAGGCAUCGAAUCAAGAUGGAGAACAAUCAACUGCGACUGUCCAUAUUACCAUUGAUGAUGUGAAUGAUGAAAUGCCGCAGUUCACGCAAGAGCUCUACCAGCGACCUGAUUUGAGUGAAAAUGCACUAGCUGGUGAUGUUGUGGUUAUAGUAUCAGCCACAGAUCGUGAUACUGGUUCUGGUGGUGUUGUCUCUUACAGCAUUGUAGCAGGUGAUGAAUUAGGCUUGUUUGGAAUGAAUCCCACCAGUGGUGCUCUAACUGUUGUAGGGAGCCUCGAUUAUGAAACCUUUCGCAACUACACACUCACCGUUGCUGCAACUGACCAAUCACCACCCAACAAUGUUGGAUAUGCAAAUGUAAAGAUCAUGAUUGUAAAUGUGAAUGAUGAAGUUCCACGGUUUGAGAGAACCAGGUACACAGAGUAUGUGUAUGAGAAUGUCAUGGUUGGAUAUUCAGUAGCGCAGGUAACAGCAAUUGAUAGGGAUGGGCAAGCAUCUGUUGUGUACAGCAUUGAUACCAAUGGUGAUGCUUCAAACUUGUUUGAUAUAAACUCAACUACGGGGGAAAUAACAACCAAAGAACAUCUUGAUAGAGAGACUAGUCCAGAGAUAUCAUUUACAAUCUUUGCAUCAGAUGGUGGAAUUGAAAGGGGCUCUGCUUUAUUCAGUGUUAUUCUUCUUGAUGUUAAUGAUAAUAAGCCUAUGUUUGAUGUGAGCUCAGAGGUCAUUGCUGAGAUAAUGGAGAAUUCACCAAUUGGAAGCCUCGUUACUUCAUUCAUAGCAACUGAUACAGAUUUUGGUCCAAAUUCACAGAUUAGCUAUAAUUUCAUAAGUGGUAAUGAAGAAGGACGGUUUAGCUUGUCUGUUCUACCAGAUGGCUGGGUGCAAGUUAAUACCACAACAGAUAUUGAUCGAGAGAUGCAGUCUUCUUAUCUUCUUAAUGUUUCUGCUAUUGACAAUGGAAUCCCUUCACAGCAUAAUAACUUGUUAAUAAGAGUUGUCAUACAGGAUGCUAAUGAUAACACUCCAGAAUUUUCUGCAAAGGAGUACAGCGCCACCAUUAAGGAGAAUUCAGUGGCAAAUACAGUUGUAGUUAAUGUCCAAGCUUCAGACGCAGAUGAUGAUCAGAAUGGCGCCAUUCGCUAUGACAUCACUGCUGGCAAUCCUGGUGUUUUCGCCAUUGAUGCAAUUUCUGGCAACAUAACAACUACUUAUACUAACCUGGAUCGAGAGGUCAAAGAGUUUUAUAAUUUAACUGUAGUAGCUAGAGACCUUGGCAGUCCUUCAAAAAAGUCUACAACUUAUGUUGAAAUCACUGUACUGGAUGCUAAUGACAAUGCGCCAAUAUUUGAGGAGAGCAGCCAAACUGUAAACAUUAUAGAGGGCACAUCAUCUGUUGGUAUUGUGGUCGCUACAGUGCUUGCAACUGAUGCAGAUUUGGGAACUAGUGGAGACGUGCAAUAUUUUAUUGAGGAUGGAAACAUUGGGGAUGUCUUCUUGAUCAACUCCACCACAGGUGUGAUAACAACCUUGGCAACUCUUGAUAGAGAGGUGGUGGAAGAGUAUGUGUUAACGAUCACUGCAAUUGAUCAAGAUUCCAAUGAAAACAACAGAAAGAGUAGCACAGCCACAGUGACAGUGCAAGUUGAGGAUAUCAAUGAUGUCGUACCCACCUUUCCAUCAUCAUUUGUUGGUCCAAUUUUUGUCCAAGAAGGAAUACGUGGAGAAUAUCUUGGAACAUACAUUGCAGAAGAUAAUGAUAUUGGACUUAGUGGAAACAUUCUUUAUUCCUUAGGAAAUGAAUCAAGAGAUAUGUUCAUGAUCAAUAGUGUUACGGGCAUACUAUCAUUGAAAAUAAAUGUAGUUUUGGACUACGAGACUAAGAAAGAGUAUAAUAUCAGCAUCUUAGCAACUGACAGAGGCAGCCCUGCAUUAGUUGGCAUGAUGGUUCUCUAUGUGCAAGUACUGGAUCAAAAUGACAACAGUCCAGAGUUCAAUAACCUCCCAUAUCUGGCUACUGUUCCAGAAAAUAUUAGUGUGGGUGCUAGCGUCUUCCAAGUAAAUGCAUAUGAUAUUGAUGGUGCUGAUUUCCAACCAAUCAGACUGAGUAUAAUUGAAGGCAAUUAUGGUGCUGUAUUUAGGAUUGAUGAGACUGGGACUGUGUUUGUUAAUAACAGCCUGGAUAGGGAGACAACGAGUUUAUAUGAACUAGUAAUAGCAGCUACAGAUAAUGUUCAAGAUCCUGAUAACAGUCGAACAGUAAGUUGUACAUUUGUUGUUCAGCUUUUUGCAAGUGACCCAGAUGGCUACCCUUUGACCUUUAAGCUUGACAAUGGUGGAUUAAAUAAGUUCACAAUUGACUCCUCCUCUGGUGUCAUCACAGUUGCCACCACUCUUGAUUUUGAACAGCAAAAGUUUUUUACUUUGACAAUCUCCGCAUCUGAUACAGGGUCAUCUCCACAGACAGGAUACUCAACUGUCUAUCUUCAAAUUCUCGAUAUCAAUGACAGUCGGCCAAAGUUUACCAAGCUAAUUAGUAACUACGUUAUUCAGGAGAAUUCACCCCCGAUGCUGAUUGGUAAUGUCACUGCAGAAGACGAUGACACGUCCUCUAACAUUUCAUACACAGUCAUGUCUUUAAUAGCUUUUGAUGGUAACAGUAUUCCGAUUUCGGAUGACAGUUUGUUCCAAGAUUUUAUCCGACUUGAUUCUAUGACAGGUGAUAUUUAUGCAAAUGAAGGUAUUGAUCGAGAGAUAGCGGUGCGCUUGGAACUGACAAUCAACGCGAGAGAUUUAGCUGCCUUCAAUCCUGAUUAUUAUGACAGUGAUCCUGAUGCUGUGGUUCGUAUUGAAAUCAGUGAUGUAAAUGACAAUGCUCCCGCAUUUAGCAGCGCCAACAUAAUCCAGAGUGUUGCUGAGGGCACACCCAUAGGCACCGUUAUCCUGAAUGUUAACGCCAAUGAUCCAGACAGUGGUUUGAGUGGUGCUGUCUUAUACACACUGAUUAAUACAACUGAGAUCAUUACCAUAGACAAUACAACUGGCCAAGUAACACUAACACAAGAAUUAGACAGAGAAGCAAAUGAAGAGUUAACCUUUCUGAUCAAGGCUUCUGAUGGUGGGGUGCCAUCUCUGUCAAGCAUCCUGCAUUUGGAUCUACUUGUUCUUGACAUCAAUGACAACAACCCAGUAUUCAGUCAGACAUACUACCAUGUUGAAAUCCCUGAGAAUAUUGUAGUCAGUGCAGAUGUUAUACAAGUAACAGCUACCGAUAUCGAUGAAGGCAGCUUUGGGACGGUCAUGUACAGUCUAUCCGGUGGACAAGGAAAAUUCAGCAUUAACCAGAUGACUGGUCUUGUAAUUGUGUCUGCGCCCCUUGACAAGGAGGAACAGGGUAGCUAUACCCUUACUGUCACAGCAAGGGACAAUCCAUCUGGUUCUGUCAACAACAGGCGGGAAAGCUCAGCUCAGGUUAUUGUCACUGUUGAAGAUGUUAAUGAGUUCCCACCACUGGCUUCUAUGGACCAAUACACUUUCGAGGUUGAGGAAAAUCUUCCAGCUGACACUCUGAUUGGCCAAGUGGUGGCUGAAGAUCCAGAUAAUUCACCAAACCAGCAACUGACAUUCACAAUCACUAACUCAACUUCACCAGAAUUUCUUUCAUUGUUGAGAAUAAACUCAUCGACAGGGGAGCUAUUUACAACAGUGUCACUUGAUAGGGAGUCAAAUGCCUAUCCAAGUACCACAAUAUUGACAAUUGAGAUUUCUGAUAAUGGUUUCCCUCAGAUGUCGUCGCAGCCUCUAGUGGAGGUUGAAAUCUUAGAUGUAAAUGACAAUGACCCUGAGUUCCUAUCACCUACUUACUAUGCAAACAUUUCUGAAGACUCUUCCAUUGAGACAUUAGAAAUCAGCUCUGAAAAUGAGACGAACAAACAAAUGCGAAUCCGUGCUGCGCAACAGACGCGUGCGAUGACAGAAUUGCUUGAAAAGACUGCUAGGUAUUAUGUUGGAAGAUGUAUAGCAGUAGAUAAUGAUGCUGGCAGCGACACUUCACAGAUAAUUUACAGCAUCAUUGGAGGGAAUUCUGCUAAGGCCUUUGCAGUCAACUCAUCCACCGGAGAAUUGGAAACUACUACAAUGCUAGACAGGGAAUUAGUUGCAUCGUACACCCUCAUAAUUCAAGCCAGCAACCAAGAUGGGUUGGCUUCAACAACUCAAGUCUCCAUUACUAUUGAGGAUAUCAAUGAUGUUGUGCCACAUUUUGAGCCUUCUUUCUUACCAAUCCAAGUGCUCUCAGAAAGUGUUGAUAUAGGCACAGUGGUUGUCACGGUAACAGCAAAGGAUGAGGAUGAGGGUGCCAAUGGAGAAGUUGUUUAUAGUAUCAUUGGUGGUAAUGAUGGAGGUGUUUUCACAAUAGACCAACAGUCAGGAACUAUCUUAACAGUCCAAUUGCUUUCUGAGCAAAACCCACAAGUGUUCACCUUUGACCUGGUAGUCAUGGCAAUGGAUGAAGGAGAUGAUCCCUUAUCAAGUACAACAGUAGUCUCCAUCAAGAUUAAUGAUGAGAACAAUCAUAAGCCAGUUUUUAUCAGUCCAGUGGCUGGUCAGAGGCUUACAGUGCCUGAGAAUGUUGAUGCUGGAUACCUGAUUACAAUAGUUAGUGCUACAGAUGGGGAUGCUGGGGACAGCAGCAUUAUCACAUACGGGUUUGAUGAUUCAAGAACAGAAGACCACGAUAUACUACUCAAGUUCAGCAUCGACCCCAACACUGGUAGAUUGCUCAGUAAUACUACCUUUGAUAGAGAAAUGCAGGAAACAUACACGUUGGUUUUAACGGCACAAGACAAUGGUGUACCAAGACAAACCACACAACAAGAGAUCAUAAUAGAAGUGUCUGAUGUAAAUGACAAUGAACCAGGUUUCCCUACAAUAGAGCCUGGUGUUCCUCCUGUGCAAGUGAUGUCUGUUCCGGAAGGAGCAGUAAAUGGAACUUAUGUUGGCACAGUCAUGGAAGCUGUCGAUCCAGAUAAGGAAAAAGACUACUAUUACUUCAUUGUUGAUGGGAAUGACCCAGUAAGGUUUAACUUGAACAAAGAUUCUGGUGAGUUGUUUGUAGUGGGCCCUCUAGAUCGUGAAGUUGGAUCAGCAGUCAGUCUCAUUGUUAAAGUGUCGAGUGAUCCAGUCUACACAACAACUCAGAGAAGGAAGAGAGCAACUACUGACCUGCUGUCUGACCGCUCUUUGUUAGAGGUGAUUAUUAAUUUGGAGGAUGUUAAUGACAAUGGUCCAGUAUUUGCAGAAGCAGUAUAUAUUGCAGGAGUUCCAGCAGAAGCAGAUCCUGGAACAGAGAUUUUUACAAUGACCGCUGUUGAUGCAGACAGUGCUGAGCACACUUCAACUGAGUACGCCAUCCUGGCCACCGCUAGUGUCAAGGAUGGUGUUCAAGCAGAGGCAGACAGCACUUUCUCUAUUUACAAGAAAACAGGUCUCAUCACCCUCAGCAAAAAGGUUGAUGGAGACGCAUAUGAGUAUUUUGAUAUUACUGUGAGGGCGAUGGACACUUUAUCCAGUAUUGAAUCCUUGGCAAAUUUGAAGGUGUAUGUCCUUGAUCCAAAUGAACGGGUUGCCCUGGUUGUCAAUGCACCAAUAGAGGACGUACAAGCCAAACAAGAUCAGCUCAUCGAAGUGUUGAGCAAUAUUACUCGGGGUAUAGUGUUCAUAGACGAUAUUGUGCUGUACACUACGGAGAAUGAGAAGGGAGACCCAGAGCAGACCUUGAUUAGCCUAAAUGUUGUAGAUCCAGAGACAAAUGAAGCAAUGCCUGCUGAUGUUGUUUUAAUGAGAAUUGAUGAGAAUUUUCAGUUAAUCAAUGCACUUUUUGAUGUUGUUGAUUCUUAUCCUGUGAUUACUGGUAGUGGUGGACAAAACUGGGCACUGUUGGAGAUCGCAUUAAUAGCAAUAGCUAUUCUCAUAUUUAUUGGAACGCUUGCUUUCUGUGUUAUUGUAUGCUGCUUACGCAAAAGCUACAGAAAGAAAUUGAGUAUGCGUCAUGCUGUUAGCUUUGGAAAUGCUCAGAACCUUCUUGAUAACAAUCCCUACGAUUACCAAGGUGACAAUCCUUUUUGGCUGGAUGGAGAGGCUAGCAUGAGUGACUGGCCCGAUAGUAUAUCAUUGAUUGACAGCCGGCAAGUGCCAUACAGGGAUGGGCCAAUGGACUUCUUCUCUGGGACAACCACAUUUGAUGCCUCACACAAAGCCAAGAAUGGAACAAUCCAGAAUGCACUACCUCCACCUCCUCCACCGCCAGGCCAAAGCUCAAGCAAUACGCCAUCUGAAGCGAGUUCAAUUGAACUUUUAAAGCAAGAACUUGCAGCCUAUGGAUCAUCACUAGACCCUCGUGCUAUCCCAAUAAAUGAGUCUGAACUUGAGGAGACGCAUAGUGGCAUGUUGACACCCAAGCGGGUCAAGGAAAUCCACCAGAUGCUUGAGGAAUUGACAUCAACAGACUCUGCAGCAGCAGCAUACCGACAAGAGCUUGAUUAUGACAACCAGUUAAGUACUAUCGCAGAGGAAGAGGCAUCGAUGAUUUCAUCGUUGACAGAAGGGUCAUCGUUGGAACAUGGCCGACAUAAUCAUGAUCUCUACGCAAAAGUAAUGAGACCCACUACCAUCCAAGAGGAUGGAGAAUGUGCGGAUGUAUCAUCAGAAUCAACAUCGUCAUCCACGCAGGCUACCGUCUUAAGUGUGACAACAUACAAACUGAAAACAAAUGGUGAUAAAGAUGAGCCGAUUGUGAAUGGGCAUGUAACAGAGAUAGAAUCUGAGGAGUCAGAUUCAGAAUCUGAUGGGUGUAAAAAACAUACUUACACUGUCAACCACUCCUCUGAAUUUUCUGAUGAUGAUUCAGUGCAUGACUCUGACAAAAACUCUGAUAUAUCAACAACAACAGCUAAACAAAGAACAUAUGUUUAUACCAUUAAUGCAGAUGAUGAUGGUUCCAAAGAACAAUCUGAAGCAGCCAACCAACGUCUCCGUGUGGAUAUGGGUGGAGAAGUCGCUCUAAGCGAUGAUUCAUCUGUGGAACUUAUGCAAGAAAUUUCUGACAACAAUAAUUUUAGUUUUAGUGGAGUUACAAACCCUGCAUUCCAUGAGGAGGAAACCCACCUUUAAAUUUAAAUGUAAAAUAUUUAAGUGAAGAUGUAUUUUAAAACAGUAGACAUGGAUACUGUAAGUUUCCCUAAUGUUUUUAUUUCAUAAUGUAAUUUGUAUAAGUGUAAGCUCAGAUGUUUCUCACUGUUUGUCUUUAACUAAAUUUCAUUCAGUAAAUGUUUCUCAUUAAUAAAUGUUUUUCAAGUUACAGGUGGGGCCUGCCAGUGAUUUUUUUGCAGCUCGCAAAAAUGAAUUAAAACACUGUCUUUGGCCCGCCAAAAUAGUUAUUUCUUUACUUAUUUGUUUCACAUUCUCAGAUUAAAAUAGAGGCCAGCCAAUUCUGGCUUAUGAGUGAAAUACAGGACAUUUUUAAAACACAUGCAGAAACAUGAUUAAAAAAGUUUUAAAAACAAAAUAUACAAACAUUUCUUAAAAUAGGAUUUACUUAAACACAACAGACUGCCAUAAAAAGAGGAUUUGAUAGGCAAAUUUAGCUACCCUAUAAUAGUGGUUGCCAUCGCUCAUUAAAAAAUUGAAUUUGUCAUUAGAGGUUAAAUCUGCAAAGGAUGGGUUGAUUUGAACAAUAUAAUCGUACAGGUGGGUAAAGCAGUGUAAUUUAUUUUCUAUACUGUUCAAGUUGCACAGACAGCAUUUUAUAUCAUCAACUGGUAUAUUGUUAUUAUGCCCAACCUCAAUUGCAAUCGGGGCACAACCUGACCUAAAAAGGGCUAACGCUCACCUAUUACAUUUCUUCAUGAAAAUGGUUACAUAAGUAGCUGUUCCAUAAAUGGAUUUAAAUGAGUGAUAAGUGCGCAGAUUAUUGCGCGAAUUUGGAUUCUUUCUGUGACCAUUGAAAAUUGCUUCUUUCCAAUGGUUUUCUACAAACAAUUUAGCUGCGCUAUGAGCACGAC
Messenger RNA from Anneissia japonica, 12152 nucleotides. Its product is annotated as cadherin-23-like. The record is from RefSeq and is a predicted model, not a curated record. Gene Ontology annotation, cellular component: plasma membrane. Gene Ontology annotation, molecular function: calcium ion binding. The annotation marks the transcript as partial. The transcript has 57 exons. NCBI's taxonomy places the organism in Eukaryota, Metazoa, Echinodermata, Crinoidea, Comatulida, Comatulidae. Gene Ontology annotation, biological process: homophilic cell-cell adhesion.